AUGACUUCGUCUAAAAAGCGAUCCAUCCUUAUCACAGGGUGCUCUCAAGGUGGAGCAGGCAAUGCUUUGGCAUUGGAGUUCGCGGCUCGCGGCUUUCGCGUCUUUGCAACCGCCCGGUCACUGAAGUCUAUGACGAACCUGACAGAGAAGGGUAUUGAGACCCUUACUCUAGAGGUUACGGGGCGCGAAAGCAUUGCGGCUUUAAAGGCCGAGAUCAGCACGCGUACUGGUGGCAAACUUGACAUGUUGUUCAACAAUGCCGGCACGAUGUACGAAGCUCCAGCUCUUGAAGCCGACCCCGUCCGCAUCCGGCAAAUGUAUGACACGAAUGUAUUCGGCCUUUUCGAUGUAGUGGCGGCCUUCACACCUCUGCUGAUAGCCGCGGUCCCGAAUGCUGAUCACACACCGACUAUUGUGAACGUCGCCUCAAUUCUCGCACGACUACCAUUUCCCUUUGCAUCGGCGUACAAUUCUUCCAAGGCAGCCGUGUCUUCCUACUCAGAUACUUUACGACUGGAGCUCAGUCCACUGGGUAUUCGAGUCGUCACCUUAUUCAUGGGAGAGGUCUCUACGGGGCUCAUGUCUGCUGAUAAUAUCAGUUUUGGACCCAACAGCUUGUACGCCGACCUUGAAGCAAAGACCAAGGAAAGGUCUCUUGAACAUUCUAAGAAAUCCAUCCGCCCACAACCCUUCGCCCAGCAGGUUGCAGAUGCCGUCUUGAAACAAAAAUCCAACUACGUCUGGAAGGGUACCAACGCCAUUUUAAUUUGGUUCCUCAACGCAUUUGGUCCUAGGAAGGUGUUUGACUCCACCAUGAAUAGCUCUGUGGGGCUUGAUCAAGGGGAAUUGUGCAAGAAAGUUUACGAGAGAGGUCAGAAGCUCGUUGACGGUCAAUGA
This is a messenger RNA of Ilyonectria robusta, 897 nucleotides long. Its product is annotated as oxidoreductase. NCBI's taxonomy places the organism in Eukaryota, Fungi, Ascomycota, Sordariomycetes, Hypocreales, Nectriaceae. Gene Ontology annotation, cellular component: lipid droplet; endoplasmic reticulum. The transcript has 3 exons. The record is from RefSeq and is a predicted model, not a curated record. Gene Ontology annotation, biological process: triglyceride catabolic process; phosphatidic acid biosynthetic process. The coding region runs from base 1 to 897 and encodes 298 amino acids. Gene Ontology annotation, molecular function: triacylglycerol lipase activity; acylglycerone-phosphate reductase (NADP+) activity.